Oncorhynchus keta (chum salmon) is the source of this 985-nucleotide messenger RNA. Its product is annotated as ras-related protein Rab-38-like. Gene Ontology annotation, molecular function: GTPase activity; GTP binding. Gene Ontology annotation, cellular component: Golgi apparatus; vesicle; trans-Golgi network. The record is from RefSeq and is a predicted model, not a curated record. The transcript has 3 exons. Bases 123 to 755 code for a protein of 210 amino acids. NCBI's taxonomy places the organism in Eukaryota, Metazoa, Chordata, Actinopteri, Salmoniformes, Salmonidae. Gene Ontology annotation, biological process: vesicle-mediated transport.
CCACUUCUCUGGGCGUUCCUUCCGGAUCGUUAGCGCGCACCGCUCCUCAUUCUCGCGCCUUAUCUUCUCCCCCUCUCCCCUCACUGCGUAUUAAUGCUCUACCGUAGCGCUCCGCGGUCGCCAUGCAGAACAACUACAAGGAGCACCUCUAUAAGAUCCUGGUAAUAGGGGACCUGGGGGUGGGGAAGACUAGCAUCAUCAAGCGCUAUGUUCACCAGAACUUCAGCCCCAACUACCGGGCCACGAUAGGAGUGGACUUCGCCCUGAAGGUCCUUAACUGGGACCAAGAGACUGUUCGGCUACAGUUAUGGGACAUAGCAGGUCAGGAGCGUUUUGGGAACAUGACGAGGGUCUACUACCGUGAAGCCAUGGGGGCGUUCAUCGUUUUUGACAUGACGCGGCCGUCCUCCUUCGAGGCUGUCACCAAGUGGAAGGAGGACCUGGACUCUAAACUCACACUGGCCAAUGGGAAAAAUGUGGCCGCUGUGCUAUUGGCUAAUAAGUGCGACCAGGGGCGGGACGUGCUGACCAACAACGGGAUCCAGAUGGAGAAGUUCUGUCAGGAGAAUGGCUUUGUGGGAUGGUACGAGACCUCUGCCAAGGAGAAUAUGAAUAUAGAUGAAGCAGCUAACUGUCUGGUGAAGCACAUCAUCGCCAACGAGAAUGAUAUCCUCCAAUCAGAAGUCCCUGACACCGUCUCUCCGCAAUUAAACUCUGUCAGGGGUGGGACCUGCUCGUCCUGUUUCAAAUCAUAGAACACCACCACCACCACUACCCACCACCAUCACUACACACCACCAUCACUACACACCACCACCAUCACUACACACCACCACCAUCACUACACACCACCACCAUCACUACACACCACCACCAUCACUACACACCACCACCAUCACUACACACCACCACCAUCACUACACACCACCAUCACUACACACCACCACCAUCACUACACACCACCACCAUCACUACACACCACCAC